This is a messenger RNA of Anopheles marshallii, 423 nucleotides long. RefSeq names its product NTF2-related export protein (gene Nxt1). The transcript has 3 exons. Bases 1 to 423 code for a protein of 140 amino acids. Gene Ontology annotation, biological process: protein import into nucleus. Gene Ontology annotation, cellular component: nuclear pore central transport channel. NCBI's taxonomy places the organism in Eukaryota, Metazoa, Arthropoda, Insecta, Diptera, Culicidae. The record is from RefSeq and is a predicted model, not a curated record.
AUGGCUUCUGCUAAAGUUGAUACCGAAAUGCGGUCGAAAAUCGACACCGUAUGUACCACAGCGGAAGCAUUCGUAAAGCUGUACUACGAUCAUGUGGAUAAGAAGCGUCAGCAUAUGGGCCCACUAUACAUGGACACGGGGCUGCUCGUGUGGAAUGGGAAUGGUGCGAAGGGCAAGGAAGAAAUACAGAAAUACUUCCAUGAUCUGCCACGCUCGGAGCACACAGUCAUAUCGAUCGAUGCACAGCCCAUCGUAGACGAUGCCGUAUCCUCCCAGCUAACCUUCGUCAUGCAAGUGGCCGGCAUGGUCAAGUUUCACGAACACCCAGCGAAACCAUUCCAGCAAACGUUCAUGAUCACGGCCCAGGGAGACAAGUGGAAAAUCGUUUCGGACUGUUUCCGCCUACAGGAUGGCAUUUUGUAG